GCAGCAGCAGCAGCAGCAGAUCCAUCAGCAAUCAGCAGCAGCGCCGCCCACAGCUUCAUCCAGAGCCCCAUAGACCCGCAGCCGCAACUCUAUCUCGAGCAGCUGCAGCAGCAGCAGCACCUUGAGCAGCAGCACCUUGAGCAGCAGCAGCAGCAGCAGCAGCAGGACUCUCUGCAGCACUCCGGAAGCUUGCUCGAGACUUCUUUGUCGCGUGUGGCGGGCACUACGCGCUCCGCUGCUGCCGCUGCCGCCCCCGCCCCCGCAGCAGCAGCAGCAGCAGCAGCAGCAGGGUCUUUGCUGCAGCUGCAAGCAGCAGCAAAGUCUCCCGCGCUGUUUGCUGGCCAAGUUGCUGCUGCUUCCGUGGAAAUGAUGCCGGACACAGAAGAGCAAAUUGCGCUGCUGCCGAAUUGUGUCUUCUACACUUCUUACCCCGGCACUUGCAUUCCAGAAACUGCGCACUCGCCCUGCAGGUCCAAACCCUAA
Messenger RNA from Eimeria tenella, 483 nucleotides. RefSeq lists its product as uncharacterized. The transcript has a single exon. Lineage: Eukaryota; Apicomplexa; Conoidasida; Eucoccidiorida; Eimeriidae. The annotation marks the transcript as partial. The record is from RefSeq and is a predicted model, not a curated record.